GGCCGCCGGCCGCCCUACGGUGGAGAGUGGAGACGACCAGAGAGAUCUCUGCUAUAUAAAGCCAGCCUCAUCAUAUCGUCACCACAACUAGCUCAGGCAACACACGCAGCAGCAGCCUAAACUCGAUCGAUCUCAAGUGAGCAAUAACAGUGUGUGAAUGGCAAUGGAGGCGUCGGCGGCGGACGGCGGCGUGGCGAGGCUGGCGUCGCAGCGGGCGGUGGUGAUCUUCGGGACGAGCAACUGCUGCAUGUGCCACGCGGUGAAGACGCUCUUCUCGGAGCUCGGGGUGGGGUGGGCGCUGCACGAGCUGGACACGGACCCGGGCGGCAAGGACAUGGAGAAGGCGCUGGCGCGCAUGGUGGGCCGCUCCCCGCCCGUGCCGGCGGUCUUCAUCGGCGGCAAGCUCGUCGGCCCCACCGACCAGGUCAUGGCGCUGCACCUCCGCGGCAAGCUCGUGCCGCUCCUGCGCGAGGCCGGCGCCCUCUGGCUGUGAUCCGAUCCAUCAACUCAUGUAGUAUAUAAACUGCUGUCUGCUUAAUUGCUGUACAUGCAUGCAUAUAAUCCAUGAAAGGUCAUCCACUAUUAAGAGCUAUGAUCUUCCACCUUAUUCGGUUA
Messenger RNA from Zea mays, 615 nucleotides. RefSeq names its product putative glutaredoxin-C2. The record is from RefSeq and is a predicted model, not a curated record. The transcript has a single exon. NCBI's taxonomy places the organism in Eukaryota, Viridiplantae, Streptophyta, Magnoliopsida, Poales, Poaceae. The coding region runs from base 158 to 493 and encodes 111 amino acids.